AGAGUGAGCGGAGCCGGAAGGACAGAGCCUGACAGAAGGACGGAGCCGUGUGGUGUCGGGUCUGUGGUGAGCUAGCUCGGUAAAGAUGCUGACCAAUAUCUCUAACGUGCUGAGGGCUUGCGCUCAGAGAAAUGGAGCUGCAGUGGUCAUGUCAGCACGCACAUACUCUGACUUCACAACCGAGGCUUCUUUUGAAAUAAAGAAAUGUGACGUCCACAAACUGGAUGAGGGCCCCGCCACUCAGGUGGUGAUGACUCGUGAUGAGGGUCUGCAGUACUACCGCGUCAUGCAGACCAUCAGGCGUAUGGAGCUCAAAGCAGAUCAGCUGUACAAGCAGAAGAUCAUCAGAGGAUUUUGCCACUUGUAUGACGGACAGGAGGCCUGUGCGGUUGGUAUUGAAGCAGGAAUUAAUCUGACAGACCACCUGAUCACCGCGUACCGCGCCCACGGCUACACUUACACCAGAGGAGGGACUGUGAAGGAGAUCAUGGCUGAGCUCACCGGCAGAAAAGGAGGUAUUGCAAAGGGCAAAGGAGGCUCUAUGCACAUGUACUGUAAAAACUUCUAUGGAGGAAAUGGGAUUGUCGGAGCUCAGGUUCCCCUAGGUGCGGGUGUGGCUCUGGCCUGCCAGUAUUUGGGCACGGACGAGCUGUGUGUCUGUCUCUAUGGUGAUGGUGCUGCCAAUCAGGGUCAGAUUUUUGAAACCUACAACAUGGCAGCACUUUGGAAGCUGCCCGCCAUCUUCAUCUGUGAGAACAACAGGUAUGGCAUGGGCACAUCAGUGGAGCGAGCUGCUGCCAGCACGGAUUAUUACAAGAGAGGAGACUUCAUUCCUGGUCUGCGGGUGGACGGGAUGGAUGUUCUGUGUGUCAGGGAAGCAACCAAGUUUGCAGCGGAUCACUGCCGAGCUGGCAAGGGUCCCAUUCUCAUGGAGCUUCAGACCUACCGCUAUCAUGGACACAGUAUGAGCGAUCCUGGUGUCAGCUACCGUACACGUGAGGAGAUCCAGGAAGUCCGUGGUAAGAGUGACCCCAUCUCCAUGCUGAAGGACCGUAUGCUCAGCAACAACAUGGCCAGCGUGGAGGAGCUCAAGGAUAUCGAUGUGGCAGUGAGGAAGGAAAUUGAAGAUGCUGCCCAGUUUGCCACCACAGAUCCUGAACCCCCUCUGGAGGAUUUGUGCAACCAUAUAUUUUCCAACGAUUCACCCCUGGAGGUGCGCGGAACAAACCCAUGGUCCAAGCUGAAGUCUGUCAGCUAAAGUUUUUUCAUCCCCUCUUUUCAUCACGUCAUCCACCCAGUAGUAAAUCCCCCCCGUCCCGCCCCGCCCC
Molecule: messenger RNA, 1328 nt
Organism: Epinephelus moara (kelp grouper)
Lineage: Eukaryota; Metazoa; Chordata; Actinopteri; Perciformes; Serranidae
Gene: pdha1a
Product: pyruvate dehydrogenase E1 subunit alpha 1a
Exons: 11
Coding region: 86-1258 (390 amino acids)
Biological process (GO): pyruvate decarboxylation to acetyl-CoA
Cellular component (GO): intracellular membrane-bounded organelle
Molecular function (GO): pyruvate dehydrogenase (acetyl-transferring) activity
Source: RefSeq, a predicted model, not a curated record